AUGGCUACCCCCAUUCCCCCGGCUAGUCCAGUCGGACCUGGAACCCUAAUCACAAUCAAAGUGCUCUACAAUGACAGCACUCGACGCUUCAAGGUUCCUCUGAGAGAACUGGGUGCUCGGGUUCUUCCUCAGAAGCUCCGUCAACUCAUUGGCGUCCCAGCGGAUAGCAACGUCAUCUUUGAACGCUAUUCGGACAGCGCCGGUUGCUAUGUCCGCUUGGACAGCGAGAACCUCGCAGUCUACAAGCAACUCUACCGUGCUGCUAAAGCUAAAUUGAAGCUGCGUAUCAAAGCGACAUUGGUCAAUGAAGUGAACGAGCCUGUUUCGCAGCCCUCUCUUACCGAGAACGCUCCGGAGGAACAGGGCCCAGCAAGAUACAGCUACCUGGAGACUGUCCUGAGUUCUCCCCCACCUGUGAUGGGUGCCGAAGUAGUUCCCUCUGGCACUUCGGAAUCGGUCCCUGACCUUCUAGGUGCCCUCGAGAAACCCGCUUCAGUUGGUCCCCAAUCUGUUCAAUGGACAAAGGACAACAUGGCACCCGCUCAGCCUGGCUAUAGAGACUUUGUCCUAAACACAGAUAACGUCGAUGUGCCCAUCGUCUCGCACAGGUCCCCAACUGGUGUUUUCUGUAUUGACUGCAACAACUGCGGACGUUCUAUUCCCAAUGAACACUACCAUUGCAGCAUCUGUGAAGACGGCGAUUUCGAUUUAUGCUCUCAAUGUGUAAACUCGGGGGUCUCGUGUCAGUCUGAAGAUCACUGGUUGAUCAAGCGUAUUGUCGAAGAUGGCAUUGUCACUAACAGCACUACUGAACGAGUGGCUCCUCGCAAGGUUGAGGAACCGACAGAGUCCAACAAAGGGUCUGGAACUCUGCCUGAGCUCGCUGAUGAGAAGGUCCCAGAGCCUACUCCAGCUACAGCUGAAAAGUACCCACUUCAACCUGUGGAGCGGAUCUGCAACGCUUGUCUCAAGGAUUUCGACGAGACCAAGAUGGUCACAUGCACUGACUGCGAAGACUAUGAUCUUUGCAUGACCUGCCUUCUGAAAGACGCGCACGGCCAUCAUCCGGCUCAUCGCUUCGAGCUCCUUCACGACCGAGACUUCUGCCUGAAGAGUCUUGUGCAGUCGCGUUGCAGCCCUGGCCGCCAUCACCAGCAUGCAGCGAUCUGUGACGGUUGUGAAAAGGCUGAUAUAUACUCUCAGCGCAUCAUCGGUGUUCGCCACAAAUGUCUGGCCUGCCCCGACUGGGACUACUGCUCGGAGUGUGUUGGCAACGCCGCGCAAAGCCACCCAGGCCAUCGCUUUGCUCCCCUCUAUGAGGCCAUCUCGGAGCCACUACAGCAUCAUGAGGUUCACUAUGGCAUCUACUGCGAUGGACCAUUGUGCAAAGACAAGCCGUUCCCCGCUACAUCACUGGAGUCCGCCUUACCAACCAACCCCCAUAAUCGCACCCACCCAUUGCUGAUGCUCAAGACACCGGUGCGCGGCGUUACUAUCAGCAACUCCGUGACUGAGAACGGGCUCGGUGGGCCUGUCAUCCUUGCAGGUGACCAAGUCAAGAGAUCUACCUCCGCACAAGCCAAUAUUCCAGCUGAAGCUGAGAAGUCUUCAGAAGCGCCACGCGGCGAGGAAGAAGGAGCUGUGAAGCAAAAGGAAAUCGUGGAGCCAUCUCCAGCACCGGCCGAAAAGGCGCAAUCCAAGGUGUAUGAGAUGCCAACUACCGAUCCCGCUUCCAGCUAUCAAGCUUUCUUUAUACGUGACACCGUCCAUGACGGCACCGUCAUGCCACCCAACAAGAUAUUCCAGCAGACAUGGACACUCUACAACCCUGGACCACUUGCAUGGCCCGCUGGAAGUAGUGUGCGCUUCGUGGGCGGUGAUUCCAUGUUCAAUGUCGAUAUCAAUCGCCCCAUGAGUCUUGAUGCAGUCUCCGCCGCUAUGGAGAGCAACCAGCUCCUCGAACCCUUGGAGCCUGGCCAAAGCGCCGAUUUCACUGUGACUCUGAAGGCCCCGAGCCGGGUCGGUACUGCCAUCUCGUAUUGGCGCUUGAAGCUUGCCAACGGCAUGCCCUUCGGUCAUAGACUCUGGUGCGAUAUUCAGGUACGCGACUACAUGGCCGCGUCCACCGAGCUGGAGCCUGUACAGGAAGCCUCUCGCAAACCCGAGCAACAGGCAGAGGCGGCUCCGGCGGAUGGCACUGAACGCACGGGAAGUCAAAUGAUCUUCCCUACCCUGGACAAGGAGUCACCGGUCGGGAGCAGCCACCAGGCAAUGGUUGCAGCUCCUUUGACUGCCCCUUCCGUGUCCAAUCCAUCCGAGCAAGAAGUUCUUGAGGAUGUGGAGAGUUUAACCUUGGAUGAUGCCAACACCGAGACCGGGUUCUUGACCGACGAAGAGUACGAUGUCCUGGACGCCAGCGACCAAGACUACCUCGAAGCCCAAUCACAGGUCUAA
Aspergillus novofumigatus IBT 16806 is the source of this 2454-nucleotide messenger RNA. RefSeq names its product ZZ type zinc finger domain protein. Bases 1 to 2454 code for a protein of 817 amino acids. Gene Ontology annotation, molecular function: zinc ion binding. NCBI's taxonomy places the organism in Eukaryota, Fungi, Ascomycota, Eurotiomycetes, Eurotiales, Aspergillaceae. The record is from RefSeq and is a predicted model, not a curated record. The transcript is spliced from 5 exons.